CGGAAGUUGACGUCUGGAGGUCGUUCAAGAUUAGACAAGGUGCGCAGAAGAAGCUACGCCAGAAUGGAUCUCUUAGCUAAUUAUGAUGACGAUGGCGAGAAAUCACAAAGCUCCAGCAGUAAUAAACAAGAUCGGGUUGAUGCAUCGUCCAGCCUGCAGGCUGAAUGGGAAUCUUUUGAGAAAAUGAUCUCAGGUCUAAACGAAGACACGGAAAAGCCAACAUCUGUAAAUGACUUCCUUCAGGCCGGAAUAGUGGCAUAUCCAGGCUCAUUCAAAAACAACACAGAAAAUGAAAAGGAGGGGAAUGGAUCAUCAAGUUCUGGGGAAGAAGCAGAAGGCCCUAAAAAGUCCAGAUCAUUUGCUGAAGAUGUAAUGAAGCUAUUCAGAUCAGAAUUUGUUGAAGAGGAACUAGACAUGCCUCCCAGAGCCAGAUCUACCUCACACUCCUCUGGAUCCUCCCACAGCAGUAGAUCUGCCUCAGCCUCUCCAUCCUCAGACAGACAGGAGGAAAAAGAGGAAGACGAGCAGGAGGAGGAACCAGAAAAAGACACCAGUAAAGAGGUUAAAGAAGACAGGAGGCCGUCCACAGAGGGUCAAUCCAGUAGGAAGCGGUCUAGAUCCAGGUCAAGGUCACGUACCAGACGGACGUCACAUUCAAGAAAAAAGUCCCGAUCCAGUCGCUCUAGAUCAAGAUCAAAGAGGAGGAGUGGAGACAGGAAAGGCAGCUCAUCCCGCAGGAGACACAGACGCAGCAGAUCUCGAGACAGAAAACACAGGAGACGAUCCUCUAGAGACAGACAUAGACACAAGAAAGAUAGACGGAGAAGUCGAAGUAGGGACAGACAUCGUAAAAGGAGCCACAGGAGUAGGUCUAGACACCGCAGCAGGUCACCACCGCACAAACACAGGUCUGGAAAGAGCCGUAGUCGCAGCAGAGAUAGGGGACAUCAUCCUGCUCCAUCCUCUUCCAAACCUGAGGGGGAGAAGCAUUUGACAUUUAAAGAGAAGAUGAGACAGCAGUUGUUGAAAGCCAGCAAAUACUUACAGGCAGGGGAAGGUGGACUUGAAGUGGAUGGAACUCCAAAGGAAAAGCCCAGCAAUCUUCCCUUAAGUGAUGGACACAAGAGAUUUUUUGAGGCUCUGGCUUCCUCCACACAGUCCAGUGUUACUCCACAGAUGGCCCUCCUACACACAAUGGCAGCAAUGCACCAGAAGGCUCAAGAAAUGACAGGUGUUGCUGUUCCUAAGUAUUAUAACCCUGCAGCUGUGAAUCCUCUUAAGUAUGCUGAACAGGUCCAGAAAAGGAAAUUAUUGUGGUCCAAAGCAAAGGAGCACAAAGAGGACAAGGAAAAGGAGUGGCAACAUACAGCCUUUAAUCAGGAUGAAAAUGGAAAGAUGGCUACAAAGUUUAAAAAGUUAAUGGGCCUGAAAGACGGGGCAGAUGAGGGUAGUGGUAGUGCAACAGUAGAGACAGAGGAACAGAAGAAAAAACGAGAGGAACUUUUCUCGAGACUGGAUAAAGACUAUGAGUUUGCUCGCAUGACGACUCACACACAGAGGGGUGUAGGUUUGGGGUUCUCCUCCCAGGGAAUCCAACCUCCCUAACUAUGUAUAACAUCCUGUAUUUUUGUGAAGACAUUCUCGUGACAAUCUGGAUCUUGAUCCAAGAAAUGAUUGUCCUUAAUCCCGACUUUUGAUGUGUGAAUUUAUCUGUGAAGGUGAACAAGCUACUUGUGUUUUGUGAAAACCCACAGCAAAAGAUUUUGAAAUGUUCCAAAGUGAUAAUUCUGUGUCAUGAACCCAGAGUACUUCUAAUGAAGGAAUAGCAAAUGUUUGAUAUAAACUUCAAUUUAGUGGACUAGUUAUUUGUAUUUGUUUCAUUUAGAAACAACAUAAUUGUUAUUUAUUUAAAAA
Saccostrea cuccullata (small rock oyster) is the source of this 1914-nucleotide messenger RNA. Its product is annotated as arginine/serine-rich coiled-coil protein 2-like. The record is from RefSeq and is a predicted model, not a curated record. The transcript has 9 exons. Bases 64 to 1605 code for a protein of 513 amino acids. Lineage: Eukaryota; Metazoa; Mollusca; Bivalvia; Ostreida; Ostreidae.